CGCCCUCCAGGGCGCAGCUGGCUGGGUCAGUUGCUACUCGGGACACAGCGGAGAUGGCGGGCGUGCUGAAGGCUGCGGCCGCCAACGCCUUAGGAGCCAGUGACAUUCAAGAACGUUAUUGUAGACUUUACUGAGGAGGAGUGGAGACAACUGAGCCCUCCACAGAGGAAUCUGUACAGAGAAGUGACGCUGGAGAACUGUAGGAAUCUAAUCUAUGUGGGAGGUCGGGUGAAAAAAGAAGAAGAAGCCCAGCAAAGUGCCUGAGAAGGAAGGGAAAUGAUCUUCAUUGGUUAGCAUGUGCCUUGUAUGUGGCUUGCAGAAAAUCUGUUCCAACUGUAAGCAAAGGGACAGUGGAAGGAAACUAUGUAUCUUUAACUAGAAUCCUGAAAUGUUCAGAGCAGAGCUUAAUCGAAUUUUUUAAUAAGAUGAAGAAGUGGGAAGAUAUGGCAAAUCUACCCCCACAUUUCAGAGAACGUACUGAGAGAUUAGAAAGAAACUUCACUGUUUCUGCUGUAAUUUUUAAGAAAUAUGAACCCAUUUUUCAGGACAUCUUUAAAUACCCUCAAGAAGAGCAACCUCGUCAGCAGCGAGGACGGAAACAGCGGCGACAGCCCUGUACUGUGUCUGAAAUUUUCCAUUUUUGUUGGGUGCUUUUUAUAUAUGCAAAAGGUAAUUUCCCCAUGAUAAGUGAUGAUUUGGUCAAUUCUUAUCACCUGCUGCUGUGUGCUUUGGACUUAGUUUAUGGAAAUGCACUUCAGUGUUCUAAUCGUAAAGAACUUGUGAACCCUAAUUUUAAAGGCCUGUCUGAAGAUUUUCAUGCUAAGGAUUCUAAACCUUCCUCUGACCCCCCUUGUAUCAUUGAGAAACUGUGUUCCUUACAUGAUGGCCUAGUUUUGGAAGCAAAGGGGAUAAAGGAACAUUUCUGGAAACCCUAUAUUAGGAAACUUUAUGAAAAAAAGCUCCUUAAGGGAAAAGAAGAAAAUCUUACUGGGUUUCUAGAACCUGGAAACUUUGGAGAGAGUUUUAAAGCCAUCAAUAAGGCCUAUGAGGAGUAUGUUUUAUCUGUUGGGAAUUUAGAUGAGCGGAUAUUUCUUGGAGAGGAUGCUGAAGAGGAAAUUGGGACUCUCUCAAGGUGUCUGAACACUGGUUCAGGAACAGAGACUGCUGAAAGGGUGCAGAUGAAAAACAUCUUACAGCAGCAUUUUGACAAGUCCAAAGCACUUAGAAUCUCCACACCGCUAACUGGUGUUAGGUACAUUAAGGAGAACAGCCCUUGUGUGACCCCAGUUUCCACAGCUACGCAUAGCUUGAGUCGUCUUCACACCAUGCUGACAGGCCUCAGGAAUGCACCAAGUGAGAAAUUGGAACAGAUUCUCAGGACAUGUUCCAGAGAUCCAACCCAGGCUAUUGCUAACAGACUGAAAGAAAUGUUUGAAAUAUAUUCUCAGCAUUUCCAGCCAGAUGAGGAUUUCAGUAAUUGUGCUAAAGAAAUUGCCAGCAAACAUUUUCGUUUUGCGGAGAUGCUUUACUAUAAAGUAUUAGAAUCUGUUAUUGAGCAGGAACAAAAAAGACUAGGAGACAUGGAUUUAUCUGGUAUUCUAGAACAAGAUGCCUUCCACAGAUCUCUGUUGGCCUGCUGCCUUGAGGUCGUCACUUUUUCUUACAAGCCUCCUGGGAAUUUUCCAUUUAUUACUGAAAUAUUUGAAGUGCCUCUUUAUCAUUUUUAUAAGGUGAUAGAAGUAUUCAUUAGAGCAGAAGAUGGCCUUUGUAGAGAGGUGGUAAAACACCUUAAUCAGAUUGAAGAACAGAUCUUAGAUCAUUUGGCGUGGAAACCAGAGUCUCCACUCUGGGAAAAAAUUAGAGACAAUGAAAACAGAGUUCCUACAUGUGAAGAGGUCAUGCCACCUCAGAACCUGGAAAGGGCAGAUGAAAUUUGCAUUGCGGGCUCCCCUUUGACUCCCAGAAGGGUGACUGAAGUUCGUGCUGAUACUGGAGGUCUUGGAAGGAGCAUAACAUCUCCAACCACAUUAUAUGAUAGAUACAGCUCCCCACCAGCCAGCACUACCAGAAGGCGGCUAUUUGUUGAGAAUGAUAGCCCCUCUGAUGGAGGGACACCUGGGCGCAUGCCCCCACAGCCUCUAGUCAAUGCCGUCCCUGUGCAGAAUGUAUCUGGGGAGCCUGUUUCUGUCACACCGGUUCCUGGACAGACUUUGGUCACCAUGGCAACCGCCACUGUCACAGCCAACAAUGGGCAAACAGUAACCAUUCCUGUGCAAGGUAUUGCCAAUGAAAAUGGAGGGAUAACAUUCUUCCCUGUCCAAGUCAAUGUUGGGGGGCAGGCACAAGCUGUGACAGGCUCCAUCCAGCCCCUCAGUGCUCAGGCCCUGGCUGGAAGUCUGAGCUCUCAACAGAUGGCAGGAACAACUUUGCAAGUCCCUGGUCAAGUGGCCAUUCAACAGAUUUCCCCAGGUGGCCAACAACAGAAGCAAGGCCAGUCUGUAACCAGCAGUAGUAAUAGACCCAGGAAAACCAGCUCUUUAUCACUUUUCUUUAGAAAGGUAUACCAUUUAGCAGCUGUCCGCCUUCGGGAUCUCUGUGCCAAACUAGAUAUUUCAGAUGAACUGAGGAAAAAAAUCUGGACCUGCUUUGAAUUCUCCAUAAUUCAGUGUCCUGAACUUAUGAUGGACAGACAUCUGGACCAAUUAUUAAUGUGUGCCAUUUAUGUGAUGGCAAAGGUCACAAAAGAAGAUAAGUCCUUCCAGAACAUUAUGCGUUGUUAUAGGACUCAGCCACAGGCCCGGAGCCAGGUGUAUAGAAGUGUUUUGAUAAAAGGGAAAAGAAAAAGAAGAAAUUCCGGCAGCAGUGACAGCAGAAGCCAUCAGAAUUCUCCAACAGAACUAAACAAAGAUAGAACCAGUAGAGACUCCAGUCCAGUCAUGAGGUCAAGCAGCACCUUGCCAGUUCCACAGCCCAGCAGUGCUCCUCCCACACCUACUCGCCUCACAGGUGCCAACAGUGACAUGGAAGAAGAAGAGAGGGGAGACCUCAUUCAGUUCUACAACAACAUCUACAUCAAACAGAUUAAGACAUUUGCCAUGAAGUACUCCCAGGCAAAUGUAAUGGAUGCUCCUCCACUCUCUCCCUAUCCAUUUGUAAGAACAGGCUCCCCUCGCCGAAUACAGUUGUCUCAAAAUCAUCCUGUCUACAUUUCCCCACAUAAAAAUGAAACAAUGCUUUCUCCUCGAGAAAAGAUUUUCUAUUACUUCAGCAACAGUCCUUCAAAGAAACUGAGAGAAAUUAAUAGUAUGAUACGCACAGGAGAAACUCCAACUAAAAAGAGAGGAAUUCUUUUGGAAGAUGGAAGUGAAUCACCUGCAAAAAGAAUUUGCCCAGAAAAUCAUUCUGCCUUAUUACGCCGUCUCCAAGAUGUAGCUAAUGACCGUGGUUCCCACUGAGGUUAGUCUCUUGUAUUGAAACUCUUUUCACAACAUGUUUAGCCGCAUCCUUUAAUGCAUCUAGAUUAUGGAGCUUUUUCCCUUAAUCCAGCUGGUCAGUUACAGCCUGUUAGUAACAUGAGGGGAUAUUUUGUUGAGAAAUGGGACUUAACUCCUUCGAGUAUCCUUAGAACAUUUUAAUUCAUCCCAACUGUCUUUUUCUCCCUACCAUUCAGUGAUUACUGUCAAGGCUGCUUAGAAUCCAAACUUGGAUUUUUGACUCUGACAAAGCUUUUAAAAGUACUGCAAGAAAAUGAUGUGUACCCAAAUGUGAGCAUACGAGGCUUCUGUUGACAUACUCCAACAGAAGAACUGUGUUUCAAGUUCACUCCUACCUGUUUUGUGGUCAGCUGUAGUCCUCAUAAAAAGCAAAACAAAAAUUAGGUAUUUUGUCCUAAAACACCUGGUAGGAGUGUGAUUUUUACAUUCCUGAAACAGAACAAAGGAGAGCGCAACCAGGUUUGGAGGUCCUAGGUUAUUAGCCCUCGUCUCCCAUUCCCUUUCUGCACGUCUUCCCUCUCCCCAUUCGGUGUGGUGCAGUGUGAAAAGUUCUUGAUUGUUCGGGUGUGCAAUGUCUGAGUGAACCUGUAUAAGGGGUGGCACUUUAGGGCUGUAAAAUGCAUGAUUUUGUAACCCAGAUUUUGCUGUAUAUUUGUGAUAGCACUUUCUACAAUGUGAACUUUAUUAAGUACAAAACUUCCAGGCUAAACAUCCAAUAUUUUCUUUAAUGCUUUUGUACUUUUUUAAACUGUUAAAGCCCUUAUAGUCACCUUUUGGGAAUAUGUUUUAAAUUCUCCAGUUUUUUGUUAUAUAGGGAUCAAUCGGCUAAGAAAAGAUUUUAAAUCAAGUUGAAUUGAGGGGAUUAAUAUGAAAAAUUAUGACCUCUUCAUCGAAAAGAAAUGUCUAUUAAGGUGAUAUAUUUUAAAAUAUUUUUGGGUGUUCCUGGCAGUUUAAAAAAUUGUUUGGAGAAUUUAGGUUUUUAUUAGUACCAUAGUACCAUUUAUACAAAUUAGAAAAUGUUAUUUAACAGCUGUUGAAUUAUCUAUACAUACCUUUAUUAAUCACUAUUGUUCCAGCAGUUUUCAAGUCAAAUUAAUCAUCUUAUUAGGGAGAAAAUUCAAUUGUAAAUUGAAUCAGUAUAAACAAAGUUACUAGGUAACUUCAUAUUGCUCUGAGAGAAAUAUGGAACUUACACUGUUCAAUUAGAAUAGUGUUCUGCAAAAAUAUUUAUAAAACCUCUCAAGAUACUGCUACUGUAAUUUUAUAUGAAGAUAAGUGUAUUUUUCAAUAAAGCAUUUAUAAAUUA
This is a messenger RNA of Piliocolobus tephrosceles (Ugandan red Colobus), 4800 nucleotides long. It is a transcript of the gene RBL2, whose product is annotated as RB transcriptional corepressor like 2. The transcript has 24 exons. Gene Ontology annotation, biological process: regulation of transcription by RNA polymerase II; cell differentiation; negative regulation of G1/S transition of mitotic cell cycle. Gene Ontology annotation, molecular function: RNA polymerase II transcription regulatory region sequence-specific DNA binding. Bases 426 to 3455 code for a protein of 1009 amino acids. The record is from RefSeq and is a predicted model, not a curated record. Gene Ontology annotation, cellular component: chromatin; nucleus; transcription regulator complex. Lineage: Eukaryota; Metazoa; Chordata; Mammalia; Primates; Cercopithecidae.